This is a messenger RNA of Aspergillus puulaauensis, 2988 nucleotides long. RefSeq names its product glutamine amidotransferase subunit DUG2. The coding region runs from base 1 to 2988 and encodes 995 amino acids. The transcript has 6 exons. NCBI's taxonomy places the organism in Eukaryota, Fungi, Ascomycota, Eurotiomycetes, Eurotiales, Aspergillaceae. Gene Ontology annotation, molecular function: peptidase activity; protein binding. The record is from RefSeq and is a predicted model, not a curated record. Gene Ontology annotation, biological process: proteolysis; glutathione catabolic process.
AUGGAUAUUACAGGGCUCAACGAGUCCGAUAGUCCGUCGGAUAUCGAUGAGCAGACCAAAGUGUGGGAGUCAGAUCCUCGGACCGUGAGAGCACAUCUUGCCAAAACUGAUGGGUCCAACGACCCCUCUUCAACAAUCGAGUGCGGCAUCGGCCACCGGGUGCAAGCCAGUCGGUCUGUUCUCGCAUUGGUGGUAGACGAGGACUGCGUGUUUGCGGGCCUUCAAGGCGGAGACAUAGUAGCGUGGUCUCUUGAGAAUUACGAUCUGGUCCUCUCUGUUCGUGCGCACCAGGAAAGCGUGCUGGAUUUGUAUCUUUCGGAAGGUGGAGAUCUCCUCUUCUCCAGUGGCGGUGAUUCUGUCGUCAAUGUUUGGUCUACGCGGACAUUUGAACGGCUCUACUCCAUUCAUUCCCAUCAUGAUGUUGGUGAUCUCUUCGCUGUGGCGUACUCGCCCAGCUUAAAAACCGUCUACUGCGGUGCCCAAAACACUAGCAUCCAGUGGUGUAACCUCACUCAGACGGGUGCAGCAUCUACUCAGCAAUCUGCAGCUCAUAUAUCGCGGCGGACACAUCGUUUCUUUGAUUCAAAAGGCCCGGAUGGCACCCGCGCUCCGCGUGCCGACGGUCAAUCUGUCGCUGAUGGUGGCCAGUUGCUUACCUUUAAGCGUGAUCAUCACAAUCUGUUCGCACACCAUGGAUACGUUUACACGAUGACACUCGUUCGAGGACUGCUCGAGUCUUCGCCUAACGAUGAAGUCCUCCUGACUGGAGCCGGCGACGGGGUUGUGAAGCUCUGGCGCCUGGAGCAAGGAAAGGCUGAUACCGCCCCUACGCUAAUGGCAAAACUGCAAAACACAGACCCCGUUCUUUCUGUGGCGGUCGAUGGGUCAUUUCUCUACUGCGGUCUGUCUGGUGGCGCCUUGAAUAUUUGGAAUUUGGAUUCACAUCAACUUGUGAAACGAAUUGCUGCGCAUACCGGCGAUCUGUGGGCGGUAGAUAUUAUCCACGGCAUGGCUAUAUGUGGUGAUUCAAAUGGAGUUGUAAAGAAAUUCAACUCGCGGUUUGAGGAGGCAGGUAGCUGGGCAGCCCAUGAGGGCACUAUGCUAGCUUCUGCCGCUGGUAAAUUCAAGGAGCGGAACAUUUACGCUACGGGAGGUAAUGACAAUACCGUUGGGAUAUGGGAUCUGACCGACGUUUCCCGUGCCGUGAGCGAGAAGCCACCUAUCGAUAAUGAUGAGAUGGUGAGCUGCCUAUCAAAACUGGUAGCCUUUAAGACAAUCUCGUCUAGUCCAAAGUUUGCUGGUGAAUGCAACCAGGGUGCAGCUUUCUUGCGCCGGCAUUGUAUCUAUCUAGGAGCCAAGACUAAGCUUCUGACCACCGGUGAGGAUACAAAUCCUAUUGUCCUCGCCCGCUUCAGUGCGACAUCACCUGAGAAGGCCGAUAAAACUAUCCUUUUCUAUGGACAUUACGACGUAGUGGGCGCGGAUGCCAACUUCCAAAAAUGGAAAACCGAUCCAUACCAGCUAACUUCCAUGGACGGGUUCUUGUACGGCCGUGGUGUUUCAGACAACAAGGGUCCUAUCCUGGCCGCUUUAUACGCAGCAGCAGAUCUCGCGCGGCAGAAGGCCCUUCGAUGCAACGUUGUGUUUCUCAUUGAGGGAGAGGAAGAGUCUGGGUCCCAGGGCUUCCACGAGACCGUUCGCAAGCACAAGCAACAGAUCGGAUCUGUGGAUUGGAUCUUGAUAGCGAACAGUUAUUGGUUGGAUGACUACAACCCUUGUCUCACUUACGGGCAGCGUGGAGUUGUCCACGCCAACCUGGUUGUUACUAGCGACCAUCCGGACUUACACAGUGGUAUCGACGGUAGUUCGCUACUAGAUGAACCGCUGAAAGACCUGACUAUUCUCCUUGGGACCCUCUUAGGACCCAAGGGCAAAAUCAAUCUCCCCGGAUUCCAAGACCCCGUCCUACCACUGACCGACGUAGAAAGGGAGCGAUACGGCGCCAUCGCGGAUAUUCUCCUCAAACGCCACCCACAAAUCAAAGAUGCAGAUGCUCUAAUCGACUCUCUCAUGCACCGGUGGCGCGAACCAUCUCUCACAAUCCACUCCGUCGAGGUCCCCGGAAACAGCAAGAGCGCAACCACGACAAUCUCGCGCAAAGCAAAGGCCAGUCUUUCAAUCCGAAUCGUACCAAACCAAGUCGCCGACGACAUUGCAGCAGCAUUGACCUUCUACGCACAAGAACAAUUCGACCGCUUGGAAUCCCAAAACGAACUUACCGUUGAAAUCACGGGCACAUCAGAUCCCUGGCUCGGAGAUCCAGAUAGUGAGAUCUUCUCGACUCUAUCCGACGCCAUCACAACAGCUUGGACCCCGGACCAGCAAAACCUCAAACAUCAGUACUACCCGCUUCCCCGACGUACUGCUGAGGAGGCUAGCGCAACCAGUCCCAGAGACACUGGCAAAGAGACCCUAACUAGCGUCCUCCGCCGCCAGGACUCAGAAGACAGUCUAGCCUCCCACAUCGACCGAAUCAUCAUGUCCACGACGACAUCCAAAACAACAACUCGCAACCGCACGACGCCGAGCACAACGGUACCAACCUCAUCCACUUUAACUGGACAAUCAGGAAAACACACCACAGUAUCCGAUUCAGCAGCCUCCUCUCCACCGCCAGAAAUUAGAAUACCUUCCGCCCCGUCACCUACAGAAACAGGAACAGCCACUCCGGAUAUAAUCCCUGGAGCCGGAUCUGGGUCCAAUGGACGUGAAAAGGUCGGUGUCCGACCCAUUUACAUCCGCGAGGGCGGCUCGAUCCCAACAAUCCGGUUCCUGGAGAAGGAAUUCUCAGCCCCCGCGGCGAAUCUGCCCUGUGGACAGGCGAGCGACAACGCGCAUUUGUAUAAUGAGCGGCUGCGCGUUGAGAAUUUGUAUAAAAGUCGGGAAAUUUUCAGUUAUGUGUUUGCGAGGUUGCCGGAGAAGGCGUGA